CGGAGGAUAUCAUGCACUUCGGUAAAACUCGGCGUUAGGUCCACCGGUGGGUCCAAAGGUCGAAAUUCUCAUCAAUACUAGCUGCUUGUCAUUGGCCAUUACUGAGGAAUCAACAAGUGCAGCAGCUUCUGAUCCAAUUUUAAUCAUUUCAAGCAGUUGAAGAAAUUUAGCAAAUCAUGUCGGUUGUUACAAAAGGAAUCUAUUUUGUGGCUGCCAAAAGAACCCCAUUUGGGAAAAUGGGAGGCAGUUUUGUAAAUAAAACUGCAAAAGAUUUGUCGGUUGUAGCUGCAACGAGUGCGAUCAAGACAUCGGGUCUUAAGCCAGAAAAAAUUGAUCACGUUAUUUUUGGUAACGUUCUAGUGUUGACAGCAAGUGAUGGUGCAUUUUUGCCACGACAUGUUCUCUUGAAAUCGGGAAUUCCUCUUGAAAAAUCCGCAUUGGGAGUCAACAGAUUGUGCGGAUCUGGAUUUCAAUCGAUUGUCAAUGGGGCACAGAGCAUUCUCUCCGAGGAAUCCUCAAUAGUUCUUGCGGGUGGAGCUGAGAAUAUGAGUCAAACUCCAUUUGUAGUUCGAAACGUUCGAUUUGGCACCGGUCUGGGGCAAAAAUAUGAUUUCGAAGAUGCACUAUGGCUGGGUCUACUAGACACCUAUUGCGGUCUGCCAAUGGGUAUGACAGCGGAAAAAUUGGGGGCAAAGUACGGUAUUACGCGGGAAGAAGUUGAUAAAUUCGCAUUGAGAAGUCAUCAGAACUGGAAAGCAGCCAACGAUAAUGGAUAUUUCAAGGCCGAAAUGGCCCCAGUGUCACUGAAAAUUAAGAAACAGGAAGUUGAAGUGUCUGUUGACGAACAUGCAAGACCUCAAGCCAAAAUCGAGGAUUUUGCAAGGCUUCCAUCAAUUUUCCAGAAAGACGGACUCGUCACAGCCGGAAGCGCAUCUGGAGUAUGCGAUGGAGCUGGGGCUGUCAUACUAGCUAGUGAAGAAGCUGUCAAACGGGAAGGUCUCAAGCCUCUCGCACGUUUGGCAGGAUAUUCAACUGUAGGUGUUGAUCCUAGUAUUAUGGGAAUUGGACCAGCACCUGCUAUUAAAAAUCUUCUGAAAGCCACUGGCAAGACCCUGAACGAUAUUGAUUUGGUUGAGAUAAAUGAAGCCUUUGGUGCGCAAACGCUAGCCUGUGCCAAAGAUCUCAAUCUCGAUAUGAAUAAAUUGAACGUAAAUGGUGGAGCUAUUGCUCUCGGACACCCUCUCGGUGCAUCAGGAACGAGAAUUACUGCACAUCUCAUUCACGAGUUGAGGAGACGCAGUGGGAAAUUCGGUAUUGGCUCCGCCUGCAUCGGUGGCGGUCAGGGAAUUGCCCUUCUCAUUGAAUCCAUGUAAAUUUUCAAAAA
Molecule: messenger RNA, 1384 nt
Organism: Fopius arisanus
Lineage: Eukaryota; Metazoa; Arthropoda; Insecta; Hymenoptera; Braconidae
Gene: yip2
Product: yippee interacting protein 2
Exons: 8
Coding region: 177-1373 (398 amino acids)
Cellular component (GO): mitochondrion
Molecular function (GO): acyltransferase activity, transferring groups other than amino-acyl groups
Source: RefSeq, a predicted model, not a curated record